CCGCCCCUCCGGGACUGUCGCCUUCCGCCCCUAUGCUAUGCCGCAGAGCCAGUCUAGAAAGGCUUGUCUAGCAGCCGAAGAGCCUGGCGCUGUCCUGAUUGGGAGGGCUCGGUGUGGAAGAGAUGAAUCGGACAAAGGUUGAUGAGGAGGAAUAUUGGAAUAGCUCCAAGUUCAAGGCUUUCACCUUUGAUGAUGAAGAUGAUGAGCUCUCUCAGUUAAAGGAAUCCAAGCGGGCAGUGAAUAGCCUUCGAGACUUCGUGGAUGAUGACGAUGAUGACGACCUGGAGAGAGUCAGCUGGACUGGGGAACCUGUGGGAAGUAUCUCAUGGUCCAUCAAAGAGACUGCUGGUAACAGUGGGUCAAACCAUGAGGGGCGUGAACAGCUAAAGAGCCGAAACAGCUUCUCCUAUGCACAGCUACCCAAACCUACUUCUACCUAUUCCCUGAGCAGCUUUUUUAGAGGGAGAACUAGACUUGGAAGUUUCCAGUCCCUUUCUGACGCUCUUUCGGACACACCUGCCAAAAGCUAUGCUCCAGAGCUGGGGAGACCUAAGGGGGAAUUUAGGGACUACAGCAAUGACUGGAGCCCCAGUGACACGGUGCGACGCCUUCGGAAGGGCAAGGUCUGCUCACUAGAAAGAUUCCGCUCCUUACAGGACAAGCUACAACUCUUAGAGGAAGCAGUUAGCAUGCAUGAUGGAAACGUCAUUACUGCCGUUCUGAUAUUCCUGAAGAGGACACUGAGUAAAGAGGUCCUCUUCCGAGAGCUAGAGGUGCGACAGGUCGCCCUGAGACAUCUCAUUCACUUCCUUAAGGAAAUAGGGGAUCAAAAGCUGCUAUUAGAUCUUUUCAGGUUCCUAGAUAGAACAGAAGAGCUUGCGCUGUCCCAUUAUCGAGAGCACUUGAGCAUUCAGGACCCUGAUAAACGGAAAGAAUUUCUUAAGACCUGCAUCGGUUUGCCUUUUUCAGUGGAAGAUUCUGCACACAUACAAGACCAUUACACACUCCUGGAACGUCAGAUCAUUAUUGAGGCAAAUGACCGCCAUCUAGAAUCAGCAGGACAAACUGAGAUCUUCCGGAAGCACCCCCGCAAAGCUUCCAUCCUCAAUAUGCCACUAGUGACGACACUCUUCUACUCCUGCUUCUACCACUACACAGAGCCCGAGGGGACAUUCAGCAGUCCAGUCAACCUGAAGAAGACAUUUAAGAUCCCAGAUAAACAGUAUGUGCUGACUGCCUUGGCUGCCCGCGCCAAGCUCCGUGCCUGGCAUGAUGUAGAUGCUCUCUUUACCACAAAGAACUGGCUGGGCUACACCAAGAAGAGAGCACCCAUUGGCUUCCAUCGGGUCGUGGAAAUUCUGCACAAGAACAAUGCCCCUGUCCAGAUAUUACAGGAGUAUGUCAAUCUAGUGGAAGAUGUGGACACAAAGUUGAACUUAGCUACGAAGUUCAAGUGCCACGAUGUCGUCAUUGAUACUUGCCGGGACCUGAAGGACCGUCAGCAGUUGCUAGCAUACAGGAGUAAGGUGGACAAAGGAUCUGCAGAGGAGGAGAAGAUCGAUGCCAUUCUCAGCAGCACGCAAAUUCGGUGGAAGAAUUAAGUGGCAUCAACUACCCUGAGACCUGCCUCGUUUCUUCCUUUCCUGCCUUUGAAAAGAGUGUACUCUCUUUUUUUUUUU
Molecule: messenger RNA, 1679 nt
Organism: Eptesicus fuscus (big brown bat)
Lineage: Eukaryota; Metazoa; Chordata; Mammalia; Chiroptera; Vespertilionidae
Gene: VIPAS39
Product: VPS33B interacting protein, apical-basolateral polarity regulator, spe-39 homolog
Exons: 20
Coding region: 123-1601 (492 amino acids)
Biological process (GO): intracellular protein transport; vacuolar transport
Cellular component (GO): cytoplasm
Source: RefSeq, a predicted model, not a curated record